GUCGAACGCGAGGGAGAUCGCGUCUACAUGGCACCUGAAGUCAUGGCUCGCGGGCAGAGCGGCACCGCCGCUGACAUAUACAGUCUCGGUCUGAUCAUGCUCGAAGCAGCGGGCAACGUCAUUUUGCCGGAUAAUGGAGAGGCCUGGCACAAGCUGCGUUCUGACGAUACGUCGGACGUCGAUUUGUCUGCAUUCAGCGUUUCGCUGGUGCGCUUGAUCAAGGCCAUGAUGGCGUCCGAUCCUGCGCGUCGUCCCUCUGCAAAGCAAAUCUUGGCGCAUCCC
Messenger RNA from Ceraceosorus guamensis, 282 nucleotides. Its product is annotated as kinase-like protein. The annotation marks the transcript as partial. Gene Ontology annotation, molecular function: ATP binding; protein kinase activity. The transcript is spliced from 2 exons. The record is from RefSeq and is a predicted model, not a curated record. Gene Ontology annotation, biological process: protein phosphorylation. NCBI's taxonomy places the organism in Eukaryota, Fungi, Basidiomycota, Exobasidiomycetes, Ceraceosorales, Ceraceosoraceae.